CUACCUUCAUACCUGCGUACCUCAACAAAUCUUACUUCCUUUCCUUUCUUCGCUUUUUUGUUUCAACAAAUUCUUUGUCGACAAGGACAAAUCCAAUCUAUCGUAAUGGAUGCAAUCUCGAAAAUGAAGGCUAAAUAUCUGCGUAACUGUUGGGUUCCUACAGAAGGCUCUCAAUGGACAAAGAUGCUUAUUCGGAAUCUUGACCAUGAGUAUAGCAUGUGUCCACCUGAGCUCUUUAAAGGAAGAACAUCUUUCCGGAUGGUGUACUUCCGUGAAGAUGGAUCAAGUGUUGCUGGCAUAAUCAACGGACAAGAGAAAGUCAUCUUGUCUAAAGAACAGAUCCAAUCUGACCAAGUGAUUGCCGUGGAACUCGAAGAGGCACUUGCAAAGUGGAGACGUGUUGAUUCGCAAGCAACGAUUGCAUCGUGGAUGAUUGCCUUACUUCCGGCUGUGUAUGUUUAUGCUAAGGGUUGAUGAAGUCCUGGAUGAUGAAGUAGAGAGAUAGAGUGUGGGAGACAGCAGGGUUUGAGGCAAGACUAUUUUGGAUCAUGAUGCGAUGCUUGCAAGGUUUUGUUGAUGUAUUCCUAGCCAUUCAACAUGUCGAUCGCAUCAUCCAUCCCGACUAACAUUCGACCUUUUAUACGAUGUCCCUG
This is a messenger RNA of Verruconis gallopava, 653 nucleotides long. RefSeq lists its product as uncharacterized. Lineage: Eukaryota; Fungi; Ascomycota; Dothideomycetes; Venturiales; Sympoventuriaceae. The coding region runs from base 106 to 474 and encodes 122 amino acids. The transcript is spliced from 2 exons. The record is from RefSeq and is a predicted model, not a curated record.